GAUCAGCCUGCGCGAUUCAGCGUCCACCGGACCUUUAGGUGAUUUCUACGCUCUUUUUCUCUCCUGUGAUGAAUCGUCUUUGUUGCACUACUAUUGGGGAUUUUCAAGUUUAGUUUCUAGACCUCUCUACCGCAACCAUGGUGUUCACUCCCGUACCAUGGGCACCGAAACUCCCGGAGAUCCCAGAUACGGUACCUAUCUGCGAUUUCAUGCUUGAUGAGAAGCAUGGCCGACAUCCUUUAUCGAAAUCCUGGGACCCUUACACCUGCGGUCUGACCGGCAGAAGCAUCACAGCCAUAGAGCAGAAAGAAAGUGUGGACAAGUUGGCACGCGCAUUAGCCAAAGAGUUUGGCUGGGGUGUCAAUGAGGGCACCGAGUAUGAUAAAGUGGUCGGCGUUUUUGCGCUGAAUACAAUUGAUAUCAUGACCCUGUCGUGGGCAAUUCACAGGAUCAAUGGCGUGUCCUCACCCGCAAACGCUGCUUACAAUGCCGAUGAGCUCAGACAUCAGCUUACCAACUCUGGGUCCAAAGUUCUCUUCACGGUUAUGCCCCUACUGCAGAUCGCCCUAGAAGCCGCCGAGAAAUCCAAAAUUCCCAAAGACCGGAUAUAUAUCUGUGAGAUGCCGAAUGAUCCUCCAAUACCAAAAGGAUUCCAGACUCUGGGCCAGUUGAUCAAACAAGGCGAAUCAUUACCCGAACUCGAGCCCAUUAAAUGGAGCAAAGGUCAGGGAGCGAGACAGACAGCAUUCUUGUGCUAUUCCAGUGGCACGUCUGGUCUCCCCAAAGGUGUCAUGAUCAGCCAUCGGAACGUGAUCGCAAACACGGUCCAGAUCUCUGAAUGGGAGAAACAUGGCCGGGAUGCUAUUGAGCCUGGCUAUCAAGACGUGGCAUUGGGUCUGCUGCCUUUUUCGCAUAUCUACGGGUUGAUUGUGAUCUGUCAUUGCUCGACUUACCGUGGCGACAAGGUCAUUGUUCUCCCCAAAUUCGAAAUACAACAAUACCUCACCGCGAUCCAGAAGUACAAGAUCAAGGCCCUGUAUAUUGUACCGCCGAUCAUUAUCAACAUGGUCAAGCACCAGCAGGCGCUGCAAAAGUACGACCUGUCUAGCGUGAGAAUCAUCUUCACCGGAGCCGCACCGCUUGGUCAGGAGACCGCGGAAGACCUGGCGAAGCAGUACCCAACGUGGAAGAUCCGACAAGGUUAUGGUCUGACCGAGACGUGUACAGUGGUAUGUUCGACGUCGCCUACGGAUAUCUGGUUUGGAUCGUCGGGCUGUCUAAUCCCGGGGAUGGAGGCUAAGAUAAUGAGCAUCGAAGGCAAUGAGAUCACGGGUUACAACCAGCGGGGCGAGCUGCUGGUCAAAUCGCCGAGUGUUGUUCUCGGGUAUCUGAAGAAUGAGAAAGCGACAAACGAGACGUUUGUCGACAUGCCCGAAGGAAGGUUCAUGCGCACCGGAGACGAGGUCGAGAUUCGUGUCUCACCCAAAGGCAAUGAGCACGUGUGGGUGGUUGACCGGAUAAAGGAGCUAAUCAAAGUCAAGGGUCUGCAAGUUGCACCCGCAGAGCUGGAAGCCUGCUUACUCAAUCAUCCUGCUGUGGCUGAUUGCGCAGUUAUACCCGUACCCGACGAGCGGGCCGGUGAAGUGCCCAAGGCUUUCGUCGUCAAGGCCAAUUCCGUAGGACUAGAAGAGAGCGACGCGAUGACCAAACGCAGCAUUGCCAAGCACGUCGAGAAGGAAAAGACCCGGCACAAAUGGCUUGCUGGAGGUGUUGAGUUCAUCGACGUGAUUCCCAAGAGUGCUUCGGGCAAGAUCCUGAGACGGCUGCUGAGGGACAAGGAGAGGGAGGCGCGCAAAAAGGCAGGCGCUAAGUUGUAGAUAUUCUGGUGUUAGCGUGGAGCAUUUAUGACCGAGACAUCUAUGCUGGCUAGAUUCCAUAUACAAGACAAUGGCUGGAGCACUGGACAAGGGUUGGAAAGGACGCUCGUUGCACAUCCCAUCGACAGGAUGUGGCACGUGUCGAGCAUUUGGUAAGGCUCGCGUAUAUCACUGGGCCCUAGAUCCGAGGUCUACGAGGCAACGAAGCUUUUCUGUUGCACGUUCCUCUUCCUGCUGCUGAUCAGGCAUCGGUUCAGAUGACCGCGAAUAUCGGUAUGACAGCCAUCAUAUCUCCGCAAGAUGCAUACCGUCACUGCUUGUGAUUGUUAUGGCCAUAAGACGGCACCCGCGCCCAUCAGAUGAGAUAUGCAUAAAGAUGGAGAACCAUGAGAUUGAAGU
This is a messenger RNA of Exophiala viscosa, 2276 nucleotides long. RefSeq names its product 4-coumarate-CoA ligase, variant. Lineage: Eukaryota; Fungi; Ascomycota; Eurotiomycetes; Chaetothyriales; Herpotrichiellaceae. The transcript is spliced from 3 exons. Gene Ontology annotation, molecular function: CoA-ligase activity. The coding region runs from base 138 to 1877 and encodes 579 amino acids. The record is from RefSeq and is a predicted model, not a curated record.